AUGAACGGGACGGAGGGGAUCAAUUUUUACGUGCCUAUGUCCAACAAGACCGGGGUGGUGCGGAGCCCCUUCGAGUACCCGCAGUACUACCUGGCCGAGCCCUGGAAAUACCGCCUCGUGUGCUGCUACAUCUUCUUCCUCAUCUCCACCGGCUUCCCCAUCAACUUCCUCACCCUCCUGGUCACCUUCAAGCACAAGAAGCUUCGGCAGCCCCUCAACUACAUCCUGGUCAACCUGGCGGUGGCUGACCUGUGCAUGGCCUGCUUUGGUUUCACCGUCACCUUCUACACCGCCUGGAACGGCUACUUCGUGUUUGGCCCCAUUGGCUGUGCCGUGGAGGGAUUCUUUGCCACGCUGGGAGGCCAGGUUGCCCUGUGGUCCCUGGUUGUCCUGGCCAUCGAGCGCUACAUUGUCAUCUGCAAGCCCAUGGGCAACUUCCGCUUCUCCGCCAGCCACGCCAUGAUGGGCAUCGCCUUCACCUGGGUCAUGGCCAUUUCCUGCGCCGCCCCGCCGCUCUUCGGCUGGUCCAGGUACAUCCCGGAGGGGAUGCAGUGCUCCUGUGGGCCCGACUACUACACCCACAACCCCGACUUCCACAACGAGUCCUACGUGCUCUACAUGUUCGUCAUCCACUUCAUCAUCCCCGUCGUCAUCAUCUUCUUCUCCUACGGGCGCCUCGUUUGCAAAGUCCGCGAGGCAGCUGCCCAGCAGCAGGAAUCGGCCACGACCCAGAAGGCAGAGAAGGAGGUGACGCGGAUGGUGAUCCUGAUGGUGCUGGGCUUCAUGCUGGCCUGGACGCCCUACGCCGUGGUGGCGUUCUGGAUCUUCACCAACAAGGGCGCCGACUUCACGGCCACACUGAUGGCAGUGCCUGCCUUCUUCUCCAAGAGCUCCUCCCUCUACAACCCCAUCAUCUACGUGCUCAUGAACAAACAGUUCCGUAACUGCAUGAUCACCACAAUCUGCUGCGGCAAGAACCCCUUUGGGGAUGAAGACACCUCCUCCACCGUAUCCCAGAGCAAGACCGAGGUCUCCUCCGUCUCCUCCAGCCAAGUAUCACCUGCAUAG
Molecule: messenger RNA, 1068 nt
Organism: Agelaius phoeniceus (red-winged blackbird)
Lineage: Eukaryota; Metazoa; Chordata; Aves; Passeriformes; Icteridae
Product: green-sensitive opsin
Biological process (GO): visual perception; G protein-coupled receptor signaling pathway; phototransduction
Cellular component (GO): membrane
Molecular function (GO): G protein-coupled receptor activity
Source: RefSeq, a predicted model, not a curated record